This is a messenger RNA of Rhodotorula graminis WP1, 1029 nucleotides long. RefSeq lists its product as uncharacterized. The record is from RefSeq and is a predicted model, not a curated record. Gene Ontology annotation, biological process: mRNA splicing, via spliceosome. Gene Ontology annotation, cellular component: catalytic step 2 spliceosome. The coding region runs from base 1 to 918 and encodes 305 amino acids. The transcript has 6 exons. Gene Ontology annotation, molecular function: protein binding. Lineage: Eukaryota; Fungi; Basidiomycota; Microbotryomycetes; Sporidiobolales; Sporidiobolaceae.
AUGCCGUCUCCUCGCUCCCCGCCGUCUCGCCUCCUGUUCGCCGUCGAGUCGCACAAGGGCGCGGUCCAUACGGCCGUGUACAAUACGGGCAGCUCGUACAUCCUCACCGGAGGUGCCGACCGUCAAGUUCGGCUCACCAACGCAAAGACGGGCGCCGAGAUCAAGUCGUACGGCGGCCACGGCUACGAGGUUCUCGGGCUCGCUUGCACCCACGACAACACUCGGUUCGCGUCGUGCGGCGGCGACCGCAGCGUCUUCCUCUGGGACGUCACGUCGGGCGACAUCCUUCGUCGUCUUAGCGGUCACGUCGGCAAGGUCAACGCCGUCGCGUGGAACCGAGAUGCGAGCGUCCUCGCCAGUGGCUCGUUCGACACGACGGUUCGACUGUACGACAUCAAGUCGCAGAACCGCGCGCCGCUUCAAGUGCUCGACGAGGCGCGCGACUCGAUCACGAGCGUCCUCAUCCGCGACCACCUCGUCAUCUCGGGAUGCGUCGACGGGUUCGCGCGCACCUACGACCUGCGCAUGGGCCAGCUGCAGGCGGACUUCUUCGAUCAGCCCGUCACCUCCCUCUCGCUCACGACCGACUCGUCCCUCCUCCUCGUCUCGACACUCGACAGCACGCACCGGCUCCUCGACCUGUCGAACGGCACCGUCGUCCAGUCGUUCACCGGGCACAAGAACACGAGCUAUCGGUCGCAGAGCUGCAUCGGCGCGAGGGAGGAGACGGUGUUUUGCGGCGACGAGGACGGCAAGGUCUGGGGGUGGGACCUCGAGUCGGGCAACCCUCUCGCUCGAGCGUCGUUCCAGGCGCACGACAAGCCGAUCCUGUGGACGGCGCAUCACCCCAAGGAGCAGCAGCUCGUCACGGCGAGCUCGGACGGUACGGUCAAGGUGUGGGGCGCGGCGCCUGCCUGAGCUGGGUGGGUCGAAGCAUGGACGAGAGCUGCGACGCGACGAGGAAGAGUGAGCGAGGGACCCAAAGUGGCGCACAAAGAGUAGCUGUUGUUGUACUUCCUUCUCGAUAUC